GUUUUCGCGCGGAGGAAAUAUUUUGGUGCUGCAACCAUCGAGGCUGCCUGCAGCAAUGAGUGCAGCUCAGGCUUUGAAAAAGCUCAUCUGCGAGCGACUAACCGCUGCUGCUGAAGAAAUAUUCACCGUGUUUGAACAGACUAUUAUCCAGUACGAGGAGGAGAUUGAUCGACAGCGCAAGUUGCUGCAAGUCAAGCAAGAGGCGAAUCUCCCCGGAGCAGAGCUCCCACAGUGCUAUGACUGCAGCGUGGAGCUGCGCUUUGAAGAGGAAACAAACUGUCAGGAGCAAGGAGAACCAGAAGGUCCACAGUCCAUAGAAAAACCAGGACUUCUACAGUUUGAAGAGGACCAGGAGAAACCAGGAGCUCCACGGAUCAGAGAGGAACAGGAAGAGCCAGGACUUCCACAGCUUAGAGCAGGGCUACACAACCCUGGUCCUCGUGGGCCGCAAUCCAGCAUGUUUUAGAUGUUUCCCUCUUCCAACACAGCUGAUUCAAAUGAUCAGGCUGAUAACGAUCCUGAUCAUUUGAGUCAGCUGUGUUGGAAGAGGGAAACAUCUAAAACAUGCUGGAUUGCGGCCCACGAGGACCAGGGUUGAGUAGCCCUGGCUUAGAGAGUACCAGGAUGAACAGGAACCUCCACACAUCAAAGACGAAUCAGGAUUUCUACAGUUUGAAGAGGACCAGGAGGAACCAGAAUCCAGAACUGAGGAGCACGAGGAACUCCAGGAGGGAGAGUGGCUCAAGCCUCCUUGUGAGGAAGAAUGUGGUCAAAUUGUCCAUAAAAAGCGUAGAACUCCUACUCCUAAGAAGAAAAACAUUUGUGAAUUCUGUGGUAAAAGUUGGGCUCGACCGAGUGAGUUGUUGGUCCGCAUGAAAACUCACACAGGUGAGAAGCCAUAUUCUUGUGAAACAUGUGGGAAAAGUUUCAGCACACGCAGAAUUGUGACAGUGCACAUGAGAACUCACACAGAGGAAAGGCCGUAUACUUGUGAAAUAUGUGGGAAAGGUUUCAAACAACAGUAUACUAGGUCGACCCACAUGAGAACUCACACAGGUGAGAAGCCGUAUUCUUGUUCGACGUGUGGGAGAGGUUUUAGUUUACAAGGUAAUUUGGUGGUGCACAUGAGAACUCACACAGGUGAAAAGCCAUAUUCUUGUGAAACAUGUGGGAAAAGAUUCCCUCGGUGCAGUAGUUUGUUGAACCACAUUACAAUUCACACAGGUGAGAGGCCAUAUUGUUGUGAAAUUUGGGGCAAAACUUUCAGUCUAAAGAGUCUCAUGUCCAGCCAUCAGAAAACUCACAAAAAGAUGAAGUCAUGAAAGACUCAAGGGGAGCCUUCAGUCAGGAAGUCCACUUUGAGCCCAAAAUCACAAUGUAGCAUGCGUUUCAUGUUCACCUUACUGAUUAGAAUUCGGUUGAGAGUGUGCUUCAGAAAUUGUUAAUUUGUCACACAAUAUGUUAACAUUUGAAUAAAUGUGGUUUCCAUUUGUGUUAAACUGCACAGAGGCUGACAAACAAUCCCCAGUCCUUUUGAAAUUUUUUUUUUUCUAACACCGCUGCUUUUUUGUGUAUUGAUGUUAAAACUAUUGUAUGAGCAGAUGUGAACUUCAAAGAAAUGAAUAUGAAACGUUAUUUUCAAUCCAAUGGGUGUUACUAUUGACUUUUUUUAUAUUUAAUGUGAAACAGCCAUGAUGUAACUCUUCAUUCUUUUGUGUUGAUUUGGAGAAAAUGCUUUUUGUUUUAGGGGAUAUGAUAUACUAAUAA
Salarias fasciatus (jewelled blenny) is the source of this 1767-nucleotide messenger RNA. RefSeq names its product zinc finger protein 180-like. Lineage: Eukaryota; Metazoa; Chordata; Actinopteri; Blenniiformes; Blenniidae. Gene Ontology annotation, cellular component: nucleus. The coding region runs from base 56 to 466 and encodes 136 amino acids. The record is from RefSeq and is a predicted model, not a curated record. The transcript is spliced from 2 exons. Gene Ontology annotation, biological process: regulation of transcription by RNA polymerase II. Gene Ontology annotation, molecular function: RNA polymerase II cis-regulatory region sequence-specific DNA binding; DNA-binding transcription factor activity, RNA polymerase II-specific.